AAUUUAAAAAACUCAUUAUGGGAACCCAUAAUGCACCUCUUCAAUUUUUCCCAUCAUUCUUAGCAACAGAUCUCCGGUCACGAUGGCGGACAGACCAGUUCCCGUGGUGGAGAAGCGCCUGAUGGAUGUGAAACUGGGAGAGCUGGGAAGCUGGCUGGGAGGGCGAGACUUCACCCCUAACGGCAUCCUGCAGGCCAUCCGCCGAGGCCACGACAGAUACUACAACAAGUACAUCAAUGUGAAGAAGGGCGGCAUUGGCGGCGUGGCCAUGCUGCUGGUCGGAUACGUGGCCAUCAGCUACUUGUGGGAAUACGACCACAUAAAACACGAUCGCUGGAGGAAGUACCACUGAGUCCCAGCAGCCAUCGGGGUGAACCGUCACAUCCUGGCACCUCCUGCUUCUAUGCUCAGCUCUGUUGUAUUAAUGUGACCAAUUAAAGACAAUACCAGUUUCA
Molecule: messenger RNA, 455 nt
Organism: Oryzias latipes (Japanese medaka)
Lineage: Eukaryota; Metazoa; Chordata; Actinopteri; Beloniformes; Adrianichthyidae
Gene: atp5mf
Product: ATP synthase membrane subunit f
Biological process (GO): proton motive force-driven mitochondrial ATP synthesis
Cellular component (GO): proton-transporting ATP synthase complex
Molecular function (GO): proton-transporting ATP synthase activity, rotational mechanism
Source: RefSeq, a predicted model, not a curated record